This is a messenger RNA of Lingula anatina, 888 nucleotides long. RefSeq lists its product as uncharacterized. Gene Ontology annotation, molecular function: oxidoreductase activity; FAD binding. Lineage: Eukaryota; Metazoa; Brachiopoda; Lingulata; Lingulida; Lingulidae. The record is from RefSeq and is a predicted model, not a curated record.
CGAAUUUGGUGGCUAUUAUUUGAUUCACACACCGCUUCAGUACAACCCUCCUUAUGUGUACAUACCGACUGAGGGACUGGUGACACUGGCCUUUGAAAUAUUCGGGAACCUGUCCUUCGCCAACCCUUACAUGGAGACCAUUAAAAGUUACCGCUCUGACUGGCGAUAUGGCGACUGCUCUAUCAAAAACUACACCCGGUGGUGGGACUAUCGAAAGGACAUCCACGAUAAAGGCUCUUUUUCGAGAGUUUACAUCUUCAACAGCCUUCUGCCGAGCAGCAGCUUUGACAACGGUCUGACUGACAUCAUAGAGACCUACUACCAGAAGGCAUAUGAUAGCAAGUAUUUCAUUGGGUGUACCGGUGUUCUGAUAGGAGGGAAAGCCACGGAGUAUUCAUCCGACUCCUCGUCGGUCGGCGAUGCGCUGAGGAACAGUUUUAUGUCUAUGUCUUGCGGACUCCCGUGGCCCGAUUCCUUGGCCUACAUGGACGGAACUUUCAUAGAUUUUAUGCUGCCGUUCCAAAACGAAAUGAUUGCGAAAGGAAACGGGGUUUACUACAACGAACCAUCCUCUCGGCUCAGUAACUGGAGAACUCAGUAUUGGGGGACCAAAUAUUCAAGACUUGAGGGAGUAAAGAAGACAUGGGAUCCGAGCACACGAUUCACGUGUUGCCAUUGCGUUGGCUCAGAUGGCGACGCACACUGUUCUGCAGUGAAAGCCAGCGCAAAGGCGCUCGUUUUGGGUUUCCUGCUGGUGCUGACAUCUAUAUUUACACAAUAAGUGGACUGAUGCCGUUUUGAAAAAGUCCUAUGAAAUUGAUGAUACACUUGAAAACAUACAUAAACGUACAUAUACAUGCAUGAUCGCGUACACUUAUUGUAAAUGCA